Triplophysa dalaica is the source of this 2368-nucleotide messenger RNA. It is a transcript of the gene sost, whose product is annotated as sclerostin. The record is from RefSeq and is a predicted model, not a curated record. Bases 74 to 730 code for a protein of 218 amino acids. Lineage: Eukaryota; Metazoa; Chordata; Actinopteri; Cypriniformes; Nemacheilidae. The transcript is spliced from 2 exons. Gene Ontology annotation, biological process: negative regulation of Wnt signaling pathway; ossification; negative regulation of BMP signaling pathway. Gene Ontology annotation, molecular function: BMP binding.
AAGGCCAAGCCUCUCACGAGAAGAGGAAAUCGGUGAAAGUUUGCCCGCUGUACGUCUCGCGAUCUCUUUCAGCAUGCAGGUGUCUUUUGCGCUCGUGCACUGCGGCGCGCGGCUGCUGCUGCUGCUGCUACUGCAGGGAUGUUUCACAGCUGCGCACGGAUGGAGGGUUUUUAAAAAUGAUGCUACAGAAAUUAUACCAGAAUACACGGAGGACACGCAGCGACCCGAGGAGCAGAUGCCAUCUGACAAUAACACACUAAACCGGGCGAAGAACGGCGGGAGGAGGUCAUCCGCCAACUCACAUACUUAUGAAGCCUCUGAACUAAGCUGCAGGGAGCUGCGCUCUACGCGCUACAUUACCGACGGAUCUUGCCGCAGCGUCAAGCCGGUGAAGGAACUGGUGUGUUCUGGUCAAUGCCUUCCAUCUCACCUGAUGCCAAAUUCAAUUCUGAGGGGAAAAUGGUGGAGGAGCAGUUCGUCUGAUUACCGCUGCAUCCCCGCUCACUCCCGCACUCAGCGGAUACAGCUCCAGUGUCCAAAUGGACCGAACAGGACGUACAAAAUCCGAGUAGUCACCUCUUGCAAGUGCAAACGCUACACUCGCCAUCACAACCAAUCAGAUGGCAAAGAGUCUGCUUCCCAGAAGCCCCGGCGCAAUAAAAAACCCACACGCCUUCAGCAGGGACGUGGACGGAGCAAAACACCCGCCAUCAACAGCAAUUCGUACUGAGGAGAUAGUCUUUGCUGUGUGUGGACUGAAUAAUCUCUCUCUUGCUGAUAUACACGCACACACACACACAUACAAAUACACCUAUAUACACACAUACUUCUGAGACGGCCAUCCUCAACUACAAGGGGAAGAAAGGAAAAAAAGCACUACAUGAAUGACCAUUUUCAAUGUAUUUCAGAUGUCUCUGUUUGUAUGUGCUUUCAAGCCAAAAUAGUCCCAGUAAGAGAGAUGUUUGAUUAAAAAACUCGAGAGGACUAAUGGAAUUUUGAGUGAAAUAUGGAUAUGCUGUUGUGACAGAUUAGUUCAGGGAACGUCAUAGUCGAUCAAUUCAUGAUAUAUUUGAGGAAGGAAUAUCUCCUCAGGAAUAACUCCCCAAACUCUUGCCUAAGCAGUUCAUUUCUAGUUUGAAGUUCAAUGCAAGGUUAAGCUAACCAAGGUCAACCACCAAACGCUACAGACAUGUCACUGAUGUGAAUGUUUGAAUAAACAGAAUUUGCAUCCUCUUUUGGGACAAGCUGCAACGUAUGAUUUGACUGUCCGCCGUUGUUGAGCCCAAGAGACAUGCUGCUGUUGACAGAUUGCUGAGGCCCAAAAUUCUUAACCUUGGUCAUUUAACCAACCCAUGAGUCCUUUUGACAGGUUGGGGAGCCGAGCCAGUCAUUAUGCGAAUUUCUGCAACUUCACAUUUCCACAAGAAACUUAUCGGAACUGGCAGUUAGGGCCGCGUUACGGAGAGUUUGAAAAGUUGUGUCAGCCCUCCAAGGUCCAAGUCCCAAGAGGUCAAAAACCGCAAUCGGUAUUACUGUGACUUGUCCUAAUUACCAAAUAGUUCCAUUCCUGUGUUUAGGAUUUGAGUCAUAAAAAGCCAUUUCCUCUUGACAUGGUCAGUUCCUGUUUGUUAGAACACCCGAAAAGAGGCCCACAUGUGCGCAAGAAUCUGCAGCGCCUCGUGUUACCUUGCGGGCACAGAACUUUGCUGCACCCUUUUUCAAUGGAAACCAUUUGGAGAUAUUCAGCCAUCUGCAAUCACUAGAAGAUAUCUAAAUUGUUACCUACAUCCAUUACCAAACUAUUCAGUGAAGAUCAUCCAUCCUGUGUCCUCAUCUGGUUUCUGACAGGAACGAUAAGACAAAUGAAAAGUAUAUCUAGCUUUGAGUUUUUUUUGGCUGGAUGAUAUUGCACAGGAUGAAGAAGACAAAGAAUGCCAAAUUGAACAGACCACAAACCCGGCCAAUGCACAAUCCCGACUUCAGUUCAUUUUGUGGCAUUUUCUGCUCAUGACCUCUGUUUUCUAAACAGCCCUGACAUUGUUUGCUAAUUUUUCAACAGCGUAUUUGAAAUAGCAACUGGAAGGGAUUUUUCUUGCGUAAACAGAGUUGCCAUAAAUAGCAAUGUACAUACUGUACCUGUGUGGUCUUUUCUUGAGGUAUCCUCUGAACGAAGGAGUCCUCGACAAACAGAUCCACACCCUCUCCGACCAAAAGACUGUUACAAAGAACUGCAUAUUUAUUUUUUUGAAUUUCAACAUUUUAAUUAUUUAUGCAAUCCUUUUGUAGAAAAUAAUAGCCAUUUUUGUACUAUAUGUAAUUAUAGUGAAUUUCAUAACAAAAGAAGACAUGAAUAAAGUUAAGCAACCUA